Molecule: messenger RNA, 152 nt
Organism: Racocetra persica
Lineage: Eukaryota; Fungi; Glomeromycota; Glomeromycetes; Diversisporales; Gigasporaceae
Source: the annotation of a GenBank genome assembly
AUGACUAUCAAACUCAUUGGAUAUCCUCCCUCAACUGCUACCCUUAGAGUUAUUAUUUGCCUUAGGGAAGUAGGUAUUCCUUACGAACUCGAACCUCCAGCUAGUUUUCAAUCAUUAAAAGAUGAAGAUUACAUCGCGAAUAAGCAUGCAUU